CCAAAUCAUCACUAAUCAUGUGUGUUUUAUUGUUUCCUUAAAAAGCCUGCAGCUUCAUUGUUUAUCUCCUCACUGUCUUCCUAAACCACUAAUAACCACAACACAUGGCCUUCACGGAGUUCAGACCACUCGACGAGAAACUUCUGAUAGAGUAUAUCAAAGCCACGCCCUCUUUGUCCUCCAAAAUUGGUAACCAGUUUGAUGACUUGACCAUCAAAGAAGUCGGAGAUGGCAACCUCAAUUUCGUUUAUAUCGUUGUCGGCACUUCUUGUUCUAUAGUCAUCAAGCAGGCACUCGAAUACAUUCGAUGUAUAGGUGAAUCAUGGCCAAUGACAAGGGAGCGAGCCUAUUUUGAGGCAUUGGCGUUGAAAGAGCACCGCCAACUGUGCCCUGAUCAUGUUCCUGAAGUCUAUCAUUUUGAUCGUCCGAUGUCUUUGAUCGGAAUGCGAUUCUUGGAGCCUCCACAUAUUAUCCUGAGGAAAGGGCUGAUUGCAGGAAUUGAGUAUCCAUUGCUCGCAGAACACAUAUCAGAAUAUAUGGCAAAAACUCUUUUCUACACAUCUCUUCUGUACCGUUCUACCAUGGAGCAUAAACGAGCUGUCGCUGAAUUUUGUGGGAAUGUAGAGUUAUGCAAUCAUACUGCGCGUGUUGUUUUUUCUGACCCCUACAGAGUAUCUCAAUAUAACCAUUGGACUUCUCCUUAUCUUGAUCGAGAUGUGGAGGCUCUGAGGGAGGACAAUUAUUUGAAGAUUGAAAUUGCUGAGUUGAAAUCCAAGUUCUGUGAAAGAGCUCAAGCUCUCAUACAUGGGGAUCUCCACACUGGCUCUGUAAUGAUUACUCUUGAUUCAACUCAAGUUAUAGAUCCAGAAUUUGCAUUUUAUGGCCCAAUGGGUUUUGAUAUUGGAGCUUUUCUUGGAAACUUGAUUUUGGCCUAUUUUGCCCAAGAUGGACAUGCUAAUCAAAGGAAUGACCGUAAAAGUUAUAAAGAAUGGAUUUUGAGAACAAUUGAAGAGACUUGGACUCUGUUCCACAAAAAAUUCACGGCACUUUGGGAUCAACAUAAAGGUGGCUCUGGUGAGGCAUACAUUCCAGAAAUUUAUAAUAAUCCUGAGAUUCAGCAGCUUGUUCAACAAAAAUUUAUGAAAGAUCUGUUCCACGACACCCUUGGAUUUGGUGCUGCCAAAAUGAUAAGGAGGAUUGUGGGUGUGGUCCAUGUUGAGGAUUUUGAAUCAAUUAAGGAUGCCAGAAAACGAGCAGCUUGUGAACAACAAGCUCUUGAAUUUGCAAAAAUGCUUCUAAAGGAAAGGCGGAAAUUCCAAGCCAUGGCCGAAGUUGUUUCAGCCAUUGCAAGCCUCCAUCUACAGUGA
Pistacia vera is the source of this 1367-nucleotide messenger RNA. Its product is annotated as methylthioribose kinase-like. The record is from RefSeq and is a predicted model, not a curated record. The transcript is spliced from 6 exons. Gene Ontology annotation, molecular function: S-methyl-5-thioribose kinase activity. NCBI's taxonomy places the organism in Eukaryota, Viridiplantae, Streptophyta, Magnoliopsida, Sapindales, Anacardiaceae. The coding region runs from base 105 to 1367 and encodes 420 amino acids.